This is a messenger RNA of Puccinia triticina, 1329 nucleotides long. RefSeq lists its product as uncharacterized. The coding region runs from base 1 to 1329 and encodes 442 amino acids. The transcript is spliced from 6 exons. The record is from RefSeq and is a predicted model, not a curated record. NCBI's taxonomy places the organism in Eukaryota, Fungi, Basidiomycota, Pucciniomycetes, Pucciniales, Pucciniaceae.
AUGCAGAUUAUUGUCGCAUUCUAUUUUGGUCUGAUGAGAUCACUUCAAUCAUUGACAUUUCACAAUCAACCUAUUGGGGGUGAUAAUCUGACCUGCCAACCAAGUCUAGUCGCGCUUUAUCAGACCUUUUUCACUAUCCCAAGCAAUGAAUCAGUAGGUUAUCCUGGGACCUGGAUCGAAGGCGAUCGCGCGGUUCCCGGCUUGUUUCAAUGGAAAGUUGAUCGCUUUUAUCAAUUUCGCAACCACAAAGAAAGCUCGCGUAUGAAUCGGAUCAGUACCCCCUACAGCGCUGAAAGACUUGAUUGCUCGAUCAAUCUUGUCAGAUCAGAUUACAAUCUCGAUACCAACGGGCUUUCAAUCGGAAUUUGUGCCACAUGCCUUCUUGAGGACCGAACUCAACUAGAAGACGGGAGCCAAGAUAUGACUGGAGUGUGUACUUCGUGGGAUUCGAAUGCGGUGAGCCAUCCCAGGAGCUCAGAGCUGGAUCAGCUUUACCAAGUCCUCUCUGAGAUAGAGCAACUUUCCAAGGGUUUGUCAAUACCAGCAUAUUCCUUACCAUUAUCAGCAUAUCCGCCAGGCUAUAAUGCGUCUCAAGAAGAUCUAUAUCGAGGAACUCCGAUCAAACGAAUUUCACAGGUGACGCUGAUCCUAGAUCACAUGGUGUUAUUACCACCAAAUUCGCCUCGGCGGAUUCGUGCAGAAAUUGGCCCAUCCACAACGAUUCAGUCACCUGAAGGACAGAUAGUUGUCAAUGACAAAGAAGUUCUCAACAUGCUUGAAGCUUUCAAAGCUACCUUUGAUAGCUCUUCACUGCCACCUGAUAAAUUUGAUAUUAAUGGCACUAUAGUUGAUGGCCCUCCACCAGAGAAUGGUGCCAUGACUGGCUCUUCAGCUGAUGGCUCUGGCUUUUCAGUAUUUUCCAUCAAAGUGCCAAGUAUUGGUGAUUUGAAACCUGUUUUGCACAACCAGAAUCUGACUAGCACACCGGAGGUCCUACAAUCAAUGUUUAAUCGAACCAUGAACGCCAAUAGUCUUUUGAUGGACCUCGCCGCUAGAGAUUUGCAUCAUUCGACGAUUGGUGUGAAUUACAUGUGCACUGAAACCAAGAAAGAAUGGCAGCCUUUCCUAAAAGGAUUUUCAAUGGUCGUUGCAGGCGCGACAGCAGUUUUCAACGCAGUUUAUUCUAUGCUCCUCAUGUUGGCUCGCAAGAUUGACAGUUUUCAAAAGAAGGAGAACAAAGUUAGUGAUUUGGAAGCUGGCCGCCACCCUUCAACGCUUACUCUAAAUGUAGAAGAGCAUAUCGCUUUGGCCAACAGAACUGUAGAUUGA